AUGGGCAACCACAGAGACCCCAUCAAAGUGAAAAGGAGCAGCGGUGGAGGGGUCUCCAACAGGACUAAACUCACCAAGGAGCAACGAGCAGCGCACAUACUCCUAAAGGAAGGAAUAAACUACAUCGAAAAUGAAAACAUAGGAACUAUAAAAAGUGAUGAGUACGUGAGGAGGCUCCUUUUUGACCAGUCGAAUGAAGAUGCGUGGGGGGACGACGACGAAAGGCACCUCAAAGUGGUGCGAGUCCACCGGAGUGGUAAUGAAAGAGAGAGCUGCCAGACAAAUGGAGAGUCCCCCUGGUGCGGGGGUGCACUCUCCAACGAGGGGGAUGGCAACAGAACGAAGGGGUGUAGUACCCCCCCUCAUAAACAGAACAGUUGCAAUGAAGAAGUGGGAAAAACGAAUGGCAUUGUAACCUCUCCACUUCUAAGAACCCACGAAGGAGUAAUUUCUAAGCGAGGACUCAUCGGCAAGCGAACAAUAGGUAAGAUGAAGAGGGGGAAGAAGAAAACGCCUUGUGGUUCCCAUCGUGGGGGGAAGCUUCCACUGAAGGUGCAGAAAAGGGGGAUAUCUCAGAUGAAUCCCGAAGGGGGGGAGUCCCCCCAGCAGAGUAGAAAAGUGGAGGACUCCCAACGGUGUAGGCGAAGAACCCAUUUUUCUCCCUUCCAAAAGGAGACCAUAGCUACCCAUAAAAAAGAACCCCUCCCCUUUGGAGAACUGAACAACCAAUUUGUAAACAUCCACUUCAACCGGUUCAGAUCGAUCUGUGUGGAGGGCGAAGAUUUGAGUAGCCCCAUCGGAGUAGACAGCCUCCUUGGUGCCAACACAAGAAAGUCAUUCUCCUGUGCUCAUAACGUUUCGACGCCCUUUUACGGGCCCAGUUGUCUCUCGUGCGUUGAAAUGGACCGGCAGAGAAACUUUGGGGAGGAUGCAGUGGGGCAACGCUGCGGCAGCGAAGGGGGGGAAAGCUCACUGGGGGAAGGGCAAAGGGGUGGAUUCCCAUCGAGGGGGCAUAAAAUGGAGGACUUCCCCAGUAAAGAAAACGGAAGGAAGAAAUCUUUGCGGGAUUCACACCGAGGAGCCCACCACCCUGGCAGAACUCACCCCCCAAAGGACGGAAUGUGCCACAGCGUAAACGCGCUCCUCUGCAGGUCCCGGAAUAAAGACCUGUUCAACGAGCGCAACAACGAAAUAAUGGUGAACGAGAGGGGGGGAGGCCAACAACGAGGAGGGAGCACAUCAAGUAGAGGAGGCGUCGCGAGGGGGGGGCCCAACAUGGACGUCUCCUUCGCCAGCGACUUGCGGGGCGUCCAAAUUGCCCUCCCCGACGUGAAGUCGCGCGCUUUCCAGGCGGGCACGGUGCUGAGCCAGGGGAACUCCGGGGGGAAGCAGCAGGUGGAGCAGAAAACGAUGCAUCCGCAGCAACCGCAGCAACCGCCGCAACCGCCGCAACCGCCGCAACCGCAAUUCGCGAAACGGGAGAGACCCCCCCCCGACGCGGACAAGGCGAAGGCCCAGCUGAACGAACUGGCCAACGCGGAAAAGCGCAGAGAAAUGGAAAACGCCUACGUGAAGUACAUCUACAAGCGAGACGAAUCGGAGGAGGCCCCCGCGGAGAAGAGAGACAGAUUCGUCACCUUCGGAGGGGGGGAAAACGAUUCGGUGAACAUGGGAGAGGUGCCAGACAGAAGGAAAAGCACACAAAGGAGGUACAAAGACCAACUGAGCAGUGUAAUAAAUCUACGAUACUCACACGCCGAUAGGACUGUCCACGGAUUUGGAGAGACAUUAAAAUUUAUGAAGUAUAGGGAGCUGCUGAGGAAGUACAUGGGGACCUUCUAUAACUACAGCUCCGUCAAGUGCGCCACAUACAUCAUCCUCUACGCCCUAAUUGUAAAAAUAAUAACUCAAGUGUCCAAAAAUUUGACCGCACCAUCUAGUGGUGGUCUCCCUACUGAGAAAUCAAAUGAUGUUAACAUCAUAUGGUAUAGCGAUUCUAAUUUGUUUCUAAACGUUCAUGACGUUGAUGGGAUCAUUCAGUCCGUCUGCUAUGCGUCUCUCCUGGUGUGUAUCUUCCUCCUCCUAAAAUUGGGGAUGCCAUCGAACUACUUGCUGGCGGGGAGACUGACCAUUUUAUUUUUGUUCUUUUUCUUUGCCCAAAUCCCCAUUAUGAUUUACGCCAAUUUUAUGGCCCUGAAAAAGGAGGAAGGAAUUGCCAAGUCUCAAGCGAAGGCCUUCGAUAAGAGGGACUACUUCAAUUUGCACAUGCAGAGGGUUUACGACGUGUUUUACGUUGACACGCUGAACUUACUCGUUUACACAAUUCUGAUGAGCCUCGUUUCGAUCUACGCCACUUACCAUAAAUUGAUUUAUCCCCACCUUUUGAAAUUCUACCUAGACAGUUUUUUCCUCUGCUCCUACACCAUCGUCAAGAAGGAAGUCAUUCAGUUUCGGGUGCCCAACAACGUCGACGCGUAUUACCUGAAUCAGGUGAACAGCUACUUGUUUAACUCUCUUUAUAAGAAACAGGGGGACCUCUCUCAGGAUGACUUGGAGAGCAACACGCGCAGCGCCAUUGGCUACAACGUGGUCAUCAAGAAGGAGCGCUGCUCCCUCUUCGCGCGCCUGUUCAGGAGGAACGCGCCCGACCAAGGGGGGCACGCCAAGGGGAUUGCUGCACGAAGUGGAAGAAGUGGAAGAAGUGCUCGAAGUGUGCCAAGCGCUCGAAGUGGAAUAAAUGUGCCAAGCGCUCGAAGUGGGAGGAGCACACGCGCGCAGAGCAACCCGAACGUCCACAUCAUCUUCUACAUCGGGGAGCUGGACGACCAGGGCAGGCCGCACGGGUUCGGCUACUGGCGGGGGAUCAACUUGGAGGGCGAGGUGCUCAUCGGCUACUGGUUCCACGGCAUCCCCGUGGGCCCCUUCAAGUGCCGGGACUUCAAGACGGGCUCGGGCUUCAUGUGCAUAAAGAUCGGCUACGGCCGCACCAGCUGCGAGCCGAAGGACUUGGACAUAGGUAAGGGGGGGUUAGCGGUGGGCCGAAUGGGAGAUGAGGAGAUUAGACGACGCGAUGAGGAGAGACAACAAAUCGGGUCGCCUGCGCGCAUUCACCCGCCGCUUUACGCCGCUUCUUACCGCUCCCCACCAACUGCAGGCCUGGCCGACACCGAGUGCUGCGUGAGCGGAGCCUUCUACAGGACCUUCCCCCGGGUGGUGUUCUAUAACCUGAAUUUAACAACCCCCAACCGAAGAAGCAAAAAAAAUGACCAAGGGAGGCACGGCAUAAUGGAAAAGAGGGAGUGCUGCGAGUACCUGCACAUCAGCAGAGCCAGCAACGACAUCCUGCGAGUUGACUACGCGAAGCUUCUGCAAGACAGCGAGGAUGAUCGGGCGGGGGAGGCCGACCCCGUCAGGCCAGAUGAAGAGAACAAAAUUGACGACCGUAGUGAGAUCGAGGGGAGCGACUCUGAGAGACUCAGGGGGGGCCGCAUAAUGGGGGGAGGAGUAGGAAGGAGAGGAAUGCGAGGAAUGAGAGGAAGAAAAGGAAGAAGUGAAAGAAGCGAAGUGCGCGAAAAACGCGAAGUACGCGAAGGAGGCGAAAGAAGACUUAGCAGUGCCCCCGGCAAGGAGCACCAUCGAAGGAGACCCAGCAACAGGCCCACCAUGACGUACGAUGAGGUCCCCCCCUCCAUCGUCAACGACGAAUCUUUCCUAAAAGGGGAGCUACUUAACUAUGAUGACAUUUGCAACCUCAGUUACGACCUUAAUGAGCUAACUUUGGAUAGUGAAACGAAUUCCCUGGCGAAUAGGAACGCGGAGACAGGCAAUCCACUGGCGGAGGGGGAGCAGCAGGAAAGGCCGCGGGACCAGUGGACGCGCCACCGAUGA
Messenger RNA from Plasmodium vivax (malaria parasite P. vivax), 3888 nucleotides. RefSeq lists its product as hypothetical. NCBI's taxonomy places the organism in Eukaryota, Apicomplexa, Aconoidasida, Haemosporida, Plasmodiidae. The transcript is spliced from 2 exons. Bases 1 to 3888 code for a protein of 1295 amino acids. The record is from RefSeq and is a predicted model, not a curated record.